AUGCUGCUCACUCAGGCUGAUAUCGCCUCCAUCUACCAUGUCGAAGUAGUGAAACUAUGGGACAUCGCCAGUGCAAUGGUUUUGGUCUAUGACUAUGUCCUCACGUUGAACUUGGAAAUCGAGUAUACAUGGGGCAGAAAUCUGUCCCUAUUAGACUGUCUUUUCUUCUUCACAAGAUAUGCGCCAUUUCUCGACGUGGGCAUUUCACUGUAUAGCCAGCUAUUCCCUGGACUUGAAACGUCCACCUGCGAGAGAGUGUAUAGGUUCUCGGCAUGGUCGUUCACAAUUGGCAUAGCAAUCGGAGAAAGUAUGGAAUUCGUCUCAAAUGCAUCAUACCCGUGGUUGAUCAACCUCUAG
Messenger RNA from Pleurotus ostreatus (oyster mushroom), 357 nucleotides. RefSeq lists its product as uncharacterized. Bases 1 to 357 code for a protein of 118 amino acids. Lineage: Eukaryota; Fungi; Basidiomycota; Agaricomycetes; Agaricales; Pleurotaceae. The transcript has 6 exons. The record is from RefSeq and is a predicted model, not a curated record.